GGGAUCAGCGAUGAUCCCAUUCAUCUGAAGAUAUUUUCUCCUCACGUUGUCAACCUCACGCUGGUGGAUCUGCCUGGAAUCACCAAGGUGCCCGUGGGUGAUCAGCCUAAGGACAUCGAGGUUCAGAUAAAGGAUCUAAUCCUGAAGCACAUCUCCAACCCCAACUGCAUCAUCCUGGCUGUCACCGCGGCGAACACAGACAUGGCCACCUCGGAGGCCCUCAAGUUGGCCCGGGAGGUUGACCCUGACGGCAGGAGGACGCUGGCUGUGGUGACCAAACUGGACCUGAUGGACGCCGGCACUGACGCUAUGGACGUCCUGAUGGGCCGAGUCAUUCCUGUCAAACUGGGCCUCAUUGGAGUCGUCAACAGGAGCCAGCUGGACAUCAACAAUAAAAAGUCAGUGGCUGAUGCUAUUCGAGACGAACAUGCUUUCCUGCAGAAGAAAUAUCCGUCUCUCGCCAACAGAAAUGGAACCAAAUACCUGGCCAGAACCCUCAACAGGUAAA
Messenger RNA from Epinephelus lanceolatus (giant grouper), 508 nucleotides. NCBI's taxonomy places the organism in Eukaryota, Metazoa, Chordata, Actinopteri, Perciformes, Serranidae. The record is from RefSeq and is a predicted model, not a curated record.